Salvelinus fontinalis (brook trout) is the source of this 4343-nucleotide messenger RNA. Its product is annotated as ATP-dependent Clp protease ATP-binding subunit clpX-like, mitochondrial. Gene Ontology annotation, molecular function: ATP binding; protein dimerization activity; ATP-dependent protein folding chaperone. The record is from RefSeq and is a predicted model, not a curated record. The transcript is spliced from 15 exons. The coding region runs from base 367 to 2250 and encodes 627 amino acids. NCBI's taxonomy places the organism in Eukaryota, Metazoa, Chordata, Actinopteri, Salmoniformes, Salmonidae. Gene Ontology annotation, biological process: proteolysis; protein folding; protein catabolic process. Gene Ontology annotation, cellular component: mitochondrial matrix.
AAUAAUUGUACACUUCCCCUUGGCUUGGAUAUAUCUGACGCAGACAGACAACAACACUGUUCUGGAAUACGUAAUAACACAGGGGGUAAUUGCUGGCCUCGGUCUUGCAAUUUGCCUGACCUACUAACAUCAAACGUUAUAUCACACAGGGGUCCAGUCGUCCAACGGGGGUAAUAUCGGUCCGAGUUGAAGCAGGAUACACAUGCUAUCUGGACAGUGACAUUGGUAUGACACCGUUGACCUGCGACCAUACACAGUUACAGAGUCAACGGAAUUGUACUCCGGAAGAAACUGUCAAGACUUGUUUUGGUUCCAUCGUGCUCUUUUACGAGUCGACAGGUAACGUCAGCUGACCUUGACUAAAGUAUGUCUUGCCCAUGCACAUCGGCCGCGAGGAUAUUCUUGAAUUCAGCACAGAGAGGGCUGUCUUGUUCUCGGGUUCAGCUCUAUGCUUUGAGCAGACCUGGGUGGGGUUUUCGUGAAGCUCCUCUUCCUCGCAUAGUCCGAGUGAGAUCCUUCCAUGAAACUGCACUAUGUUUUGCCUCUAAAGAUGGAACGACUAAGGAUGGAUCCAGCGAUGGUGGAAAGAAGAGCAUCAGUGAAGGAAAGAGAUUGUCGGGCUCUUCUGGUGGAUCAGGGAAGGGGGGUAACCAGCUGCACUGUCCCAAAUGUGGAGACCCGUGUACACAUGUGGAGACCUUUGUAUCGUCAACACGUUUUGUGAAGUGUGAGAAAUGCCAUCACUUCUUCGUGGUUCUCUCUGAGACGGACUCUAAGAAGGGUCUGAAUAAAGAAGCAGAGUCGCCCGCUGAGGCUGUCAAAAUGGCCUUCGCACAGAAACCUCCCCCGCCACCCAAAAAGAUCUAUGCCUACCUGGACAAGUACGUAGUGGGUCAGUCCUAUGCUAAGAAGGUGCUGGCGGUAGCUGUGUAUAAUCACUACAAGAGAAUCUACAACAACAUCCCUGCUGGGAGCAGACAGGUGGAGGUGGAGAAACAGGCCUCGCUCACUCCACGAGAACUAGAGACGAGAAGACGGGAGGAUGAGUACAGAUUCACAAAACUCCUUCAAAUAGCAGGGAUCAGUCCCCAUGGCAACGCUCUGGGAGCCUCCAUGCAGCAACAGGCCACUCAGCAGGCUCCUCAGGAGAGGAGAGGCGGGGACGUGUUAGACUCCACACACACCGACAUCAAACUGGAGAAGAGCAACAUCGUGCUGCUAGGCCCCACCGGAUCAGGCAAGACAUUGUUGGCCCAGACCCUGGCCAAGUGUCUAGAUGUACCCUUUGCUAUCUGUGAUUGUACCACCCUGACCCAGGCUGGCUAUGUGGGGGAGGAUAUUGAGUCUGUUAUUGCCAAGCUGCUGCAGGAUGCCAACUACUCUGUGGAUAAAGCACAGCAAGGCAUAGUGUUUCUUGAUGAGGUGGACAAGAUCGGCAGUGUUCCUGGGAUCCACCAGCUCAGAGAUGUAGGAGGAGAGGGUGUACAACAGGGUCUGCUCAAACUCUUGGAGGGCACGAUAGUGAGCGUUCCAGAGAAGAACUCCAGGAAGUUGAGGGGAGAGACUGUGCAGGUGGACACCACUAACAUCCUGUUCGUAGCGUCAGGGGCCUUCAACGGACUCGACAGAAUCGUCAGCAGACGGAAGAAUGAAAAGUACCUGGGCUUUGGCACGCCCUCCAACAUGGGUAAGGGUCGUCGUGCGGCGGCAGCAGCCGAUCUGGCUAACAGCAGUGAACAGACGGACAUGGUGGCAGAGAUGGAGGAGAAGGACCGUCUGCUGAAGCUCGUGGAGGCCCGGGACCUCAUUGAGUUUGGGAUGAUCCCGGAGUUUGUAGGGCGUCUGCCUGUGGUGGUGCCUCUACACAGUCUGGAUGAAGAGACGCUGGUCCGCAUCCUGACAGAACCACGCAACGCUGUCAUACCACAGUACCAGGCCCUGUUCAACAUGGACAAGUGUGAACUGAAUGUAACGACAGAUGCUCUGAGAGCCAUCGCCAGGCUGGCUCUGGAGAGAAAGACUGGAGCCCGUGGCCUGAGGUCCAUCAUGGAGAAGCUUCUUCUGGAGCCCAUGUUCGAGGUGCCAUGUUCAGACAUCGUGGCUGUGGAGUUAACCAAGGACGUCGUCCUGGGCAAAUCAGAACCACAAUACGUCAGAGCUCCAGCGAAGGAGGCAGCAGAGGAGGACUAUGACUCUGGUCUUGAAGAGGAGAACUGGCCCAGACAGGUGGACGCAGCAGCUAACAACUGAUCGGACCCCCCCGCCCCCUCCCUCCCCCCAUCCAGUCACUCAUUUCAACAACUGUUACAUCUACAAUCAUUAGAACACCUUCUAGAACAUUUGGAAGCCAACUGUAGGUUCCUGGAAUUCCAGCCCCUUGAGCCAUCUAAACAGACCUCCGUCAGGCUCUGUAGACCACUACUAAAACCACACCAUAAAACCCUUUCUCUGAGGAAGUGUUUUCAUAAUGAACAACACGGAUUGGAGUACCUUUUUUUUGGUCCUGUGAAUUGGACAGUAGGCUAAUUCUUUAAGUUAGAAAAUGAAGAUGUACCUGCUAUAGUGUAUAUAUUUAAAAAAUAGUUGGGGUAGGUAGUGUAAUUUUUAUUCUUUAAAAACUGAUUUAAAUAGGUGAAUUUUGUGUUUUCUCUUGUGUUGUGGUGAUGACAGAUUGAAGUGACAAUGGAAACACAUAUAACAUGACUGGGAUCAUAUUGUACACUUGAAGACUUAACCAGGGCUAGGAAUGUUCCGUUUUACUAUCAAAUCAAAGUUUAUUUGUCACGUGCGCUGAAUACAACAGGUAUAUAUAGACCUUACAGUGAAAUGCUUACUUACAGGCUCUAACCAAUAGUGCAAAAAAGGUAUUAAGUGAACAAUAGGUAAGUAAAGAAAUAAAACAACAGUAAAAAGACAGGCUAUAUACAGUAGCGAGGCUAUAAAAGUAUCAAGGCUACAUACAGACACUGGUUAGUCAGGCUGAUUUGAGGUAGUAUGUAGAUAUGGUUAUAACAUCAAUAUACAACUAAUGCCCUGACUGUCAACAGCAGACCGGGGUUUAAAUACUAUUUGAAAUUGUUCAUAUAUAUAUAUAUAUAUAUAUACUAAUAUACAUAAAUACAUACAUAUAUAUGCAUACAUACAUAUAUACAUACAUAUAUACAUACUUUGGAGUGUUUUCUCUGGCCUGCUUAGAGUGCCAGGUGGGCGGGAUUUGUACUUUUGGUAAUAUGCUGUUAGUUCAAUUGAGCCCAGCUAAAGUAUUUGAGAUGAUUUCAAGUAGUAUUUGAACCCUGGUCUCCUAGAUGUAUGAUAUUCCAUAAUGAGCACAUCAUUAUUGUGAUGUUUUUCUAUGGAGUUAAAUUGGUGCCAAAACCUUUUCUGGCAGUAAUUUAACUCCAUAUUUACUCCUAUUUACUAUUUUAACGGAAUUCGUAAUGAACACAACUGGGCUGUAAAUGUUGGUAUUAAAAGCUUCAGUGCUGAGUUUAGAAUCCAUUUGUAUCACAGCAACACACCUGUCGUUAGGGACAACAUAGCAACGUACUACACCCUACUCCGGCACACUCAACAGAGCGGAGGUGCGUCCAAAAUGGCACCCUAUUCGACCAGGACCUCUGGUUAAAAAUACUGCACUAAAUAAGGAAUAGGCUGCUUUUUCAGACGCUGACCGUUUGAUCGUAGUAGUGGCUUUUUUUGUUUUAAACGUUGAAAAUGUUUAUUUCUGUAGUGUUGUACCCCCCCCCCCCCCCUUCUAGAAACCCGCUCUCUAGGGAAUGAAUCUGUCAGCUCUCUCUAACCUCACAGGAUUACAAACUGUUAGAUCGAUAUCAAGCAUGGCAAAGGGGCUUGAUAUUCAAUAAGGUUUCAGAGUUGCUGACCUAGGAUCAGGUGCUCCCGGUCCAUGUAAUUGUAUUCAUUAUGUUCUAUAAAGGAUAAACUGAUCAUAGAUUCAACAUUCUUACUCUGAUAUUCUUUCUGAAUGUUUUACUUUGCUCUGGCUGGGUCAAGCUUCACAUCCGCCCCCCCCCCCCCCCACCUCACCUGUAGUAAUACUCCAGUACGUCGUGUUACUAAAAUGGUCCCUCAAUCCCAUCACUAGGCACUUCUUCCUCAAUUAAGCCUUUUAACUAUUUCUAUCCACAUUGAACCAUGGCUGUUCUAUGUCGUGUAAUGCUGUUAUAAUACAAUCAUCAUCAUCAUCAUAAUACAAUUGUUUGUGUUCCUUUUCAGUUCCUUUUAUGCUUCUCUUCUCAACGGUCAAUCAUAAUAACAUGUAAAAUCUCAAUUUAUUGAUGUGAUUGUUUAAAUAUUAUAAAUAAAAUGUAUAUCUCUGUACAGAA